Hippocampus comes (tiger tail seahorse) is the source of this 2668-nucleotide messenger RNA. It is a transcript of the gene napab, whose product is annotated as N-ethylmaleimide-sensitive factor attachment protein, alpha b. Gene Ontology annotation, biological process: SNARE complex disassembly; regulation of synaptic vesicle priming; intracellular protein transport. The transcript is spliced from 11 exons. Bases 124 to 1011 code for a protein of 295 amino acids. Gene Ontology annotation, cellular component: vacuolar membrane; synaptobrevin 2-SNAP-25-syntaxin-1a complex; terminal bouton. Gene Ontology annotation, molecular function: syntaxin binding; soluble NSF attachment protein activity. The record is from RefSeq and is a predicted model, not a curated record. NCBI's taxonomy places the organism in Eukaryota, Metazoa, Chordata, Actinopteri, Syngnathiformes, Syngnathidae.
UGUCACGUGACAGGGAACUGGCUACUCGAAUCAAAUCAACGGCUGCCGCUUAUGCUACAAGUUUGUUGACUUCUCCCCUUUUUUGUCACCUCCUCUCUCUAAACUGAGAGACUCGCCGCCAGCAUGGACAACAGCGGCAAAGAGAAGGAAGCCACGGCUUUGAUGGCCGAGGCUGAAAAGAAGUUGAAGUCAUCACAGUCUUUUUUUGGGGCACUUUUCGGGGGUUCCUCCAAGCAGGAAGAGGCCUGUGACAUGUACGUGAGGGCCGCCAACAUGUUCAAGAUGGCAAAGAACUGGUGUGCGGCGGGGAAUGCCUUCUCCCAGGCGGCUCGCCUCCACCUGCAGAUGCAGAGCAAACACGACGCGGCCACCAACUUCAUAGACGCCGGAAACGCCUUCAAAAAAGCCGACCCGCAAGAGGCCAUAAACUGUCUAAACCGAGCUAUUGAGAUAUACACAGAUAUGGGCCGCUUCACUAUCGCGGCCAAACAUCACAUGAGCAUCGCUGAGAUCUACGAGACAGAGAUGGUGGACAUCGAUAAGGCCAUCGCUCAUUAUGAACAAGCCGCAGAUUAUUACAAAGGUGAAGAAUCCACCAGUUCGGCCAACAAGUGCCUUUUAAAGGUCGCCACCUACGCUGCCCAGCUGGAGCAAUACCACAAAGCCAUUGAAAUCUACGAGCAGGUGGGCACUCACGCCAUGGACAGCACGCUGCUCAAAUACAGCGCCAAGGAUCACUUCUUCAAAGCGGCGCUCUGUCAUUUCUGCGUGGACAUGCUCAAUGCUAAACUGGCUGUGCAGAAGUAUGAAGAAAUGUUCCCGGCCUUUUCGGACUCUCGAGAGUGCAAGCUGUUGAAGAAACUCCUCAACGCUUAUGAAGAACAGAACGUGGACGCCUACACCGAUUCGGUUAAGGAGUUUGACACCAUCUCGCGGCUUGACCAGUGGCUCACCACCAUGCUACUGCGCAUCAAGAAAACCAUACAGGAGGACGAGUACGACCUGCGCUGACUUGACCUCCGCCCUCACCACUGCGCCUUGUGUUUUUGCCUUGACUCUCUCUUUCUCUCUCCCAUCAUCUUUGCUUACCUUAAAGCCCUUAUAUCCACCUUUCAUAACAUCCACAGGAUCUGAUCUCUAUGAACACUAUCCUCCUGAGUGCACUAAUGGUUAUUAGUCUGUUGUCAGAUUGCCAGCACAUGACGAGAUAUGGAGCCAUUCUACGAAUAGUGGAAAAAAAAAAUGCACGUAACUGAUGCCCAAAUAAUGCUUUAAAUUCCCUUUGUUAAUGGUUUAAACUAUAAAUAUAAGCACAAACUAUGAGCCCAAAACAUCUUAUCGACACUUUAAACUGAUCCUAUAACUCUACCCUUAAAAGUAAUGUCUUAUAGAUGAAUUGCACAUGUACAUGCAUAUGCGAUAAAGACUUUCUGCUUUUACCUGGACUAAACUUGGCUCCUCCCUGACAUCCAGUGCUGGUCUUUUCGUUGAGAUGUAUCGUUUCAUAAAUUCUUCCUUAGAGCAACUGUUCCAGGUUUGGCGAAAAAGUAACUUGGCAUUAAAAAUUGAUUUUUAAAAAUCUAUAUUACUAUUAGAAGGUUAGCAAAAUCAAUCAUCCAUAUUUUAAAAUACAUGGGAAAAUUAACUUUGUAUUUCAAUGUUAGGUACCUGUGGUAUCAACAACACCAAACCAAAGUGUCUGGAAAAUCACAAAUAAGUCAAUAAGAAAUCCCCAUAAUCUUUUUAAAACAAAUAAUGGAGGAGCGGGUUUAAAAAAAAAUCAGCAAAAUUCACAAACGGUGAACCUCAAAAGUGAACUGAAGCAAAAAAAAAAGGUUCUUUUUAAAUUGCCUAUGUACAUCGUUUAAAUAUUCAAUUUACCACCAAGUGUGAUCCCAAAACACUUGAACUUCAUUUGGAAUUUAAUUUACAUUUCUGUUAAAAAUAAACAAUUUACAGAUUAUUUGAUUCAGACAAAAAAAAAAACACCUAAUGCGGUAAAGACUCCAUAACAACACAGGCUGAACUUAGUCUCCCACCAAUCAACAUGUAUCACUUCAGCAUACUCUCUUUGCCAACUGUACUACUUUUGGAAAUAGACUCAACCCUAUCUAAAUGAUUAAAUGUUUUGUGACUUUCGUAACAGAACAACGUUAAGAAGUUAAGCAUUAAAACAACGUUAAAGUGCUUAGAUGGCUUUUUCCCUAUUAUGGCACCAUGGCUCCACUUAUAACAACAACCGUGAUGUCUUCAUUUCAGCGCAACGGGAUGAGAAUCUCAUUUGAUCGUCCCCAAGGACUUUGUGUGGUUUUGUCCCGCACGUCAUGAUGAACAUUUUGCAUGGUUUUCGACAAGAGCAAUAGACUAGCGUUUCUCCUUUCUUUCUUUCAUUUUUGUUUGUCUUGUUUUACGCGUGCCUGGUCUGUCUCCGACUCUUGUCUUAACGUGCGUGUUGAUAGCGUGGAAACAUCCAAAGUGAUGUCCAACCCAACCAAAGCAGGAAAUCAUGUGAAGUCAAGUAAAAACCUUGGCAAACCUACAGGCGAUGUUUAAAUUCACAUUUUAAUGCCCCCCCCAACCCCCAUUGCCGUACGAGUGCAACAAGAAGUUGACACUUCACUGUAUAAUAAAUUACAAAACUCUUAUAAUAAAGUCAAACUCCUCCCCC